Molecule: messenger RNA, 1659 nt
Organism: Wasmannia auropunctata (little fire ant)
Lineage: Eukaryota; Metazoa; Arthropoda; Insecta; Hymenoptera; Formicidae
Product: pyridoxal phosphate phosphatase PHOSPHO2-like
Exons: 2
Coding region: 383-1114 (243 amino acids)
Molecular function (GO): phosphatase activity
Source: RefSeq, a predicted model, not a curated record
UUCUGCCAAGAAACACCCGCGCGCGCGAUUUCGUGCAGAAGCGCAGACAGCUUUUCUUGGAACACUCUAGAAGCGGUUAGAAUGCGACGCGACCGGUGGCGCGAUGCCCGCACCGCUUCGACGUUGAUCCACGGCCAAGAGAGGCAGCUCGCUAACGCGAUCACAACAAUUAUUUCGGGAUCGUAAAAACAAAAAUGUUAAACGCUCCCGUUGUUUAUGCAAUUCUGGGCCAGUCUUAGCGAGAGUAUAUCCCCGAGCGAUUAAGUUUUGACAUAUUUUACCCAGUCGGUUCUUCGCAAUCGAUCGACCCUUUUCGACGUCAAAAUCUCCCUCGGCGGCUGUAUAAUAACGGCGACGAUUGUGUUUUAAUUAAUUAACAGAGAUGGAUCACAACGUGCUCGUGGCGUUCGAUUUCGAUCACACCAUCUGCGACGACAACACCGACCUGGUGGUGCAGGAGUUGCUCGGAGUCGCGGGGAGGGCGAUAUCCAAGGACGUGGAGAAGCUGCGGAGGACGAGCUGGAUCGCGUACAUGGGCAGGAUCUUCGAGCUGCUGCAGGAGGUCGCCGUGGGCCCGGGCCAGAUCGAGGAGACCGUCGUCGGGAUACCCGCGGUCGCGGGGAUGCAGGAGCUCCUCGUCCUCCUGCAGGCCAGCGGCCACGAGAUCGUCGUCAUCAGCGACUCCAACAGCGUGUUCAUAGACACCUGGCUGCGCAGCAGGGGCCUCGAGCGCGUCGUGUCGCGCGUCUUCACGAAUCCGGCCCGGUACGACGACCACGGCAGGCUCAGGGUGGACGGGUAUCACGCGCAGACCGCGUGCCGGCUGAGCCCUGUCAAUCUCUGCAAGGGGCAGAUCCUCACGGACUACGUUCGGGACAAGCGCGAGCAGGGCAGGACCUACGCGAGGAUCGUCUACGUCGGCGACGGGAGCAACGACCUCUGCCCGAUUUUGCGCCUCUCGAAGACCGAUCUGGCGUGUCCGCGCAAGGGUUACCGGCUAAUCGAGCGGCUCGACGGAUCGCCCAGCUCCACGUCGAUCCAGGCGAAGAUCGUGCCGUGGGCGGACGGCAUCGAGCUGCAGCGCAGCUUGAAGGAGCUCAUAUACUUUCGUUAGAACGAUUCCAUUGUUAGAUCUAGACAGACAGACAUUAGAGCCAGACAGUCACGCACAGCUGACUUGUAUACUCCCUGUGAUGGUACUUCUGUAUACAACUCGACUUGUCCGUAUCUUGCGUUUUUUGGACCACAGGAUAAGAUCGUUAAAUAUAAUGAACUAUUUUCUCUCGAGAUCGUUUAUUUUGUGAUACAUCACGAUGUGAUACGAGAAUGUUUAUUUAAUUAACUCCAUAACGCACAACACAUCAAAUUAUUGCGAUUUAGAGAUAGCAGUGCUAACCAAUAAGAAAUUUCAUAUUUCGCUUUACUCUAAUUAAAAGAAAUAUUGCUGAUUACAGGAAUAUUAUACGUAUACAGGCAUGUGAGUAACAUGAGUAUAAAGUUGUAACUAUAUUUUUAAAAUAAAAUCUAUAACUUCAUUAGACAAUAAAUCCUGACGUUUAAAAUGCGCCGGCAGCAUUUAAGAUAUAGUCAGUAUCAAGUUUCAAGUAAAUUUUACCAAAUUUUUAUUAAACCAAUAAAUAUUUAAAGGUCCAAAACAAA